Molecule: messenger RNA, 1852 nt
Organism: Populus nigra (black poplar)
Lineage: Eukaryota; Viridiplantae; Streptophyta; Magnoliopsida; Malpighiales; Salicaceae
Exons: 4
Coding region: 15-1409 (464 amino acids)
Biological process (GO): amino acid metabolic process
Cellular component (GO): cytoplasm
Molecular function (GO): aminoacylase activity
Source: RefSeq, a predicted model, not a curated record
ACGUCCUAUUGAAGAUGCUGAACAAGGGAUACACAGCCGAAGACAAGUCCCACUCCCACUCCCACACCCCAGCCAUGGUCAACGCCCUCUCGUUCUCACUCCUCCUCUCGUUCGCACUCCUCCUCCUCCCCUCCUCGCGCCUCUCCCUCGCCACAUCACCACCACAACAAGACCCAGAAACCCCUAUCACCCGGUACCAGCAAUACCUGAGAUUCAACACCGCCCAUCCAAACCCAGACUACACAGCUCCAGUUUCUUUUCUAACCUCCUUAGCCCAGUCCCUCGGUCUCAAAACCCAGACUCUCGAAUUCAUACCCAACAAACCAACUCUUCUCAUAACCUGGCAAGGCUCAAACCCAUCUCUCCCUUCACUCCUCUUCAACUCCCACCUCGACUCUGUCCCAGCUGAACCUUCCAAAUGGACCCAUCCUCCUUUCUCAGCCACGCUAACCCCAGAAGGAAAAAUAUUUGCACGCGGAGCUCAAGACGACAAGUGCAUAGCUAUUCAGUACUUAGAAGCAAUCCGCAACUUAAAAGCAAGAAACUUUGUCCCUACAAGGACACUACACAUUUCUUUUGUUCCUGAUGAGGAGAUUGGUGGGAUUGACGCGGCUGAUAAGUUUGUCAAGUCUAAAGAGUUCAAAGAUUUGGAUGUUGGGUUUGUUUUGGAUGAAGGGCUGGCUUCAGUUAACGAUGAAUUUAGAGUUUUUUAUGCUGAUAGGUCGCCUUGGAAUUUGAUUAUUAAGGCUAAAGGAGUGCCUGGGCAUGGGUCGAGAAUGUAUGAUAACGGAGCUAUGGAGAAUUUGAUGGAUAGUAUCGAGGUUAUCAACAGGUUUAGAGAUAGUCAGUUUGAUAUUGUUAAGGCUGGAAAAGCCGCGAACUCGGAAGUUAUCUCAGUUAAUCCUGUUUUCUUGAAAGCUGGGAUUCCUUCCCCAACUGGUUUUGUGAUGAAUAUGCAACCUUCGGAGGCAGAAGCAGGGUUUGAUCUUCGAUUGCCUCCUACAGCGGACCCGCAUCUUAUGAAGAAAAGAAUUGCUGAAGAGUGGGCGCCAGCUGUACGAAACAUGACGUACGAGAUAAUUGAGAAAGGACCCUUGAGAGAUUAUAUGGGACGCCCAUUAAUGACAGCAACAGAUGAUUCGAACCCAUGGUGGUCUGUUUUCAAGCAAGCCAUUGCAGCAGCUGGAGGAAAACUUGCAAAGCCUGAAAUAUUGCGUUCAACUACUGAUGCACGGUUCAUGAGACAGUUGGGGAUUCCCACUUUUGGAUUCUCUCCAAUGACAAAUACCCCUGUUUUAUCCCAUGAUCAUAACGAGUUCUUGAAGGACACCAUAUUCUUGAAAGGAAUUGAGGUUUAUGAACAUAUAAUUCCUGCGUUGAGUUUGUUUGAGGAAGCUAAUUCAAUAUAGAUGUUCUCAGUUUGGACAUGAUAGGAGGACCAAUGCAUGGGAUGCUGAUUUUGAUGCGGCGGGGUUGUCACGACUGGUAAGAUAUGCCAUGUGCUUGCAUCAUUUUGCUAUGUGUAGUGUAAUCUUUCUUUGGUCAUUGCUCUUAGUCUGAUAUAAUGAUCAUCAUUCACUUUGUUAAUAAGAGCGCUUAUCUAUAAGAUGAGCAACAGAGUUCGUUGUAUAUGGACCUAUUAAAACCCGUUGUACAGACUCCACUAAUUGAUAGUUGACCUACUAUUCCAUCAUUUAAACCCGAAUGUGAUCUGAAAGUGAGUUGUGAGAAGGUACUUCUGUGAUAGCAUUAGAAUGUUGGCUGUGGAUAUGACAUGCAUCUGGUAACUGGCAUUCAAUACUGUACAUCAAAGAAGUUUCAUCGAUGAUAUAUAUGAAGGUGUUAUCUGUUA